Solenopsis invicta (red fire ant) is the source of this 8639-nucleotide messenger RNA. RefSeq lists its product as uncharacterized. NCBI's taxonomy places the organism in Eukaryota, Metazoa, Arthropoda, Insecta, Hymenoptera, Formicidae. The record is from RefSeq and is a predicted model, not a curated record. Gene Ontology annotation, cellular component: cell surface; synapse; postsynaptic membrane. Gene Ontology annotation, biological process: modulation of chemical synaptic transmission; presynaptic membrane assembly; synaptic vesicle endocytosis. The coding region runs from base 3396 to 7838 and encodes 1480 amino acids. The transcript has 13 exons. Gene Ontology annotation, molecular function: signaling receptor activity; neurexin family protein binding.
UGUGCGCCGGCUCAGUCCACUCGUAAGAUUCGUCGGGACGAAACGAGUUUUCGACAUGUGCUUUAGUAAAAGAAAGAACAAAAGUGUGUCCGAUUAUUCAACGAUUGUCGAUAUCGGACUUUAAUUUUUGCAAUAUUCUUAACUGUCCUAUUUUCUCGAUGAUAACGAGAUAUGAUUGGAAUAUGGAGUGUAAUUACUGAAAUUAAAUUUAUUAUUGUUACCAAGAGACAUACGUGAAUCAGGAAUAUGUGAAAGGAAGUGAAAUUUAUUGUUGCCGUGGCAGAGAAAUCUUUUGUUGGACAUGCGAAAAGGGGUAAAAAAUCAGUCUUCAACUAUUUUGCGCGACGCGAGAAUCUCUAAAAAUAGAAAUUGUUACAACGCAACAGCGUAACAAUUUGUCGCAAUUUUAGAUACACUUUUGCCGAGGGAAAACUUUUUGCAAAAUUCGUCAAAUAGAAUUUUUUUCGAACGAGAGAUACAAUGGUGGUAUGAUAACGGUGCGUGAUAACGUGGCGGGAUUUUCUCACCUCUUGAAAAUCUAUCAUAAACAUCGACGAAAGUAAAAAGAAGUAUUAAUGAUGGAUGCGGUGAAUUCCUAUAAGCUUAUCCGCCACAAGCGGUCGGCAAAAUAGGAUUUGUUGCAAUAAUCGCUUACACUCGCUCGUCCAAUCCUUAAUCCCUUAACAACGCCAGAAAAUAUAAAAAUUUGUUAAAAAUAUUUUAUUUUAUAUUCCAUUUUUGUGGAAUAUAAAUAAAGUCGAUCUUGCUAAAAAACAUGCAAAAAUUCCAAAAUUAAAAAAAAAUAUACGUAAAGAUUAUUUAUAUUAUUAUAAAGAUAACACAUUUGAUGCGCUGCUGCCUAAAUAUAAUAUGUAGUACAUAUAAUGUGUCAUUUCGCUUUAUCUUAAAACCUUUGAUAUAUUUGAUGAGGAAAUAUCAUAAAAACAAAAAAUAAUUACUCUAAUAAAUGUUUUCCUAUUUGACGGGCGCGUAAAUAGGAGACUAAAAAGUAACAUUCAUACACGUAGUAGCGACAUAUCGAGCGCAUCAACCGUUAUUGUGAGUUCUCACCCUGAGAAGUGCUCGUCGAUGCGAAAAUGUACAAUUCAGCUCUGUUCGUCGAGGAGGCUCCAGUUGUCAUCGUCAACGUUAAAAAUAACGUUGAGGGCUUUUUACAAGUGUGAAACUUCUAGGGAAAAAUUUUUUUCCCGCAAAAAUUUCUAGGAAACUCUUAUGAAUCCUCUUUUUUGGCAACGUCGAGAUUACGUCCUAACAUACACAAUGUUCAUUCUAAAUAGAUUUUCUAUGGGUUUAUGUAAUGUGAAAAUGAUGGAUUAUCAUUAUUAAAAACAAUUUACGCCCGACUAUUAAAAAACACUUGAAAAUUUUUGUUUAUAAUUACACGUCCAAAUAGAAGCCAUAUAAAAUAUGUUUUCUUGCUAAAUAUUUUAAUAACAGUAUUAUUUAUUAAAACGGUUGUCAAAAUAUCAAGUAGUUUUCUAAAUGUCCAGGAAUUUAUAGUGGAAGUAUUACGUUAAAAGGUAUUCAAAAAACACACUUGGGAACUGGUGUUACAGACUACACCAGCUUGACAGGUAGAGCUGAUAUGGUCUGAAAAUCGUGUGGCGUGUUCAAGUCUUCAAAAGUUUGCCCACCGUAAACGUCACAAAUAUCGGAUUUAGUUGGUUGGUCUCUCCUUCCUUCUCUCCCUCCCCCCUUCUCACUCUCUCUCUCUCUCUCUCUCUCUCUCUCUCUCUCUCUCUUUCUCGCGUCGCCUCUUGCGUUUUCCCAGGUUAGUUUCGAACUCGACGUCAUUUAUCCGACGUAAAUUACGAGACGCUCGCGCGUAUAUCGCAAAACUGCGAGUAAACUAUUAUCGCGAUACUGGGAAAUGAGCACUUCGCCCGUCACGCGAUCGAAUUUGCGCGAACGCGAACGCUUGUCGCUCGACGUUAACGUGCGACUCGCCGCUUUAUGAAGUUUUUACGUCGUCGUUUCGUGCCCAUGCAAAGAUAUCGCGACGUCUUUGCAUGCGGAAUUUUUCCUUACGCCUUCGUGAAAUGUUCCUGGAUGAGGAAACAUUUUUACGAAAUAUGUAUCGCGAAAAAAUUGAAACAUCUCUCGAGCUAAGAAAAUAUUUUGCUGAAUUAUUUUACACGAAUUGAAUUCGAUCACGCUCUGACUGUUCGUUUAAUAAUUUCAACCGCGUUGCGGUUGGAGUUUUUGACGGGUAACGUUGUAAGUUGAAAGAUCUAAACGCGGCGACGCGCGGCCAUGUCCUCCGGAGGCGAUAUUCUUGGCGGGACAAACAAGGGUGAACGCACGUACCACGUACCAAGAGAGAGCGACGGCUCGCGCGACUGCACGUACUCUUCGCCCCAAAUAGAACGCGCCGCCUCGCGUCUGUUGGUAAACGCUCCGCUCUCUCGUGUGUCUCUCGAUCGCCAUCGCGCACCAGCUCGUUUUCUCCCGGUGCGAUUCCUUCGCUUAAAUACAGCCAAGGAAUGCGUGUCUACUAAAGCAGCCACAAGACGUUUCAAAUAAGAUAAUUGAAAAUACCAUCGCGCUUGUGCGAGUCCGUAAAUAUGGAUACAUUGAACUUCAACUCUUUCGAGUUUAAUAGGACAAUUACAUCACAACUGUUUCGAUGUGUUAAUCAAAUUUUUUAUCAUUUUCAAAACACGUAUAAAUUUUAAAUCUGGCUCUAAAAAAUUAACUUUGAUCAGAACAAUAAAAAAACAAUUCAAACGCAGCGAACCAAAUUAUACCUUAGUUUUGUCAAAUAUAAGGCACACAGGUUUAUUUAAUGGACAAGUUCCAGAUGAUUAGAAAUAAUUAAAAAUUCAAUUAGGUACAGAUAUCAUGUUGAAUCUUGCAAUAAUCUAUCACUCGGAUAAAAUCAAGUAGCAUCUUGAAAAUUGAUCAACAGUUACGAAAAUGUGAACUUCGCACGUGUAGAAAAGUAACUCCUCAAUCCACGCGAGGACAGGAAGCUACGAAGUGAAAAGUUCCAACGACGGCCGAAAGAGCAGUCGUUCCCUCCGCAUCCGGUUCUGACGACAGCCGGAAAAAUUAUUUUUACUUCAAUCGCGAGUGUGUGUGUUUCGUCGCAGUUGUCGCGUGUUGCUCCGACCUCACUCUAUUGUGAGCUUCUUAAAGAUUACAUUCUACAAUAUUUUUCUACGACUUCUGUGAUCAUUUUUUCCAUAUACUUGACAAGACUUUAAAGUGUUACACGGUGUUUUUUUCGUAAAAAAAAAGAAGAAACAAUUCGCUGAGUUGUUCCAAAAAUUACAAUAAAUUUGAUGAUCAUUUGGACAGUGUUUUAUUUUGGUGACAACUUCUAUCUAUAGAGCAUUGAACUUGGUGUUGCGGAAUCAACAAACGCAAGGCAAAUGUCCAAAAUGUUACGAAUAGAAUUGGUGGGCCUUCUGUUAUUGGCUUGCACGCAAAUUCUUACGGAGCAUCGCGAUUUUCAUGAUUCGCGGGAUCAAUACGGUUACCAUCAGCGCUUUCAUGACCUUCAGGAAAGAAUAACGAGGGAAGUUCGCGUCAAGGAGGGUCGAUUACGCGGCAUGGUGGUCCAACCCAGAACUAAUCACAAUUUGCAGAAGGUUGACGUAUUUCUUGGAGUUCCUUACGCGGAGCCUCCCGUGGGAUCCUUCAGAUUUUCUCCGCCUCGCUCACCACAACCGUGGAGAGGGGUGCGGCAGUCGCAGGAAUUCGCCCCAGUUUGCCCGCAAGUCUUGCCAAAUCUUCAAGAGGAAGUAAAGCCAGGCAGGUACGAGUAUCUGGAAAGACACUUGCCGUACCUGAGAAACCAGAACGAGGACUGUUUGUAUCUCAACAUCUACGCUCCUCAUCAAGCUGAGGGUCAGAAAAAUCUGAGAAGGUAUCCGGUUAUGGUGUUCAUUCAUGGUGAAAGUUUCGAAUGGAAUAGUGGUAAUCCUUACGAUGGCACUAUACUGGCGGCUUAUGGCAACAUUGUUUUUGUUACAAUUAAUUUUCGACUCGGCAUCCUAGGUUUUCUGAGACCUGGAAUUAGAGACGAUACAGCAAGCAAUUUCGGACUGUUGGAUCAAAUAGCGGCAUUGCUUUGGUUAAGGGAAAACAUCGCGGAGUUUGGCGGCGACCCUAAUAGCGUUACUUUGGUCGGCCAUGGCACUGGCGCUAUCUUUGCUAAUCUGCUUCUAAUCAGCCCAGUCGCCAACAAAAAAGGAUUGUUCAAACGAGCUAUUCUAAUGUCUGGAUCGGCAAUGAGCGCGGACGCCAUCGGCAAGGCGCCAUUGCAAAUUACCAAGCAGGUGGCGCACGCUCUCAACUGUCCCACCACCAGCGACAGCGAACUGGCGCUCUGCUUGCGCAACCAGGACGUAGACAGGCUGCUACACGUGAAAAUCCACAAGCCGAAAUACGUGCCGGCCUACGCACCGUUGAUCGACCGCGCCGUCAUCCCUGACAAGCCGCUCAAUUUAAUGGAGAACAUCCAGCUCUUUGGCAGGUUCGAUUUGAUGUACGGUAUAACAGAAUCCGAGAAAUUUCACAUCCUGCCACCAGUUGCUUUGUUACACGGCAUGCUUGAUGGACAACGAGAUGAAAUCCUACGAGACCAUGCCAAAGCGACGCAUGAGCUGGAGCCGGAGCUGAUUCUAUCGAAAGUGCUCGAGCAAUAUGGCGACUUCUCGAGUGGGUUCACGAAAGAGUACGCUACAAAGAAUCGGGACAUGGUGCUGGAGGCGCUCUCCGAUAGCGGCACCGUGGCGCCGUUAAUAAUGACUGCCAAUUUGCAUUCAAGGGCGAACCCGAAGAGCUACAUGUACGUCUUCUCGCAUCCGAAAGCUAUGCAAGACUACUCUGGCCAACAACGUCAACACACAGUGCAUGGAGAAGAGUUACCCUACGUACUGGGUGUCCCAUUAGACGGCAGCAAGUACAACUUACGAGGUCGAUACGACAUUAGGGAGACACUGUUUUCAGAGGCCAUUAUGAAUUGGUGGUGCAGCUUUGCCUAUAUCGGGAAUCCCAACGUCGCGAAGCGAUAUCCCUAUCUGACUAACGUGUUCAAAGAAUGGAGUCAAUAUGACAUCGACUGGCCAGAAUACGAUCCUGUCAAUCAAACGUAUUUCAACCUAACCAUACCACCUAACGUAGGUGCGCACUAUCGUCCGGCGGAGAUGCAAUUCUGGAAUGAGGACCUGCCCAAUCUGCUCAGGCACCCGAAUAAAGACAUUUCGGGCCCGACACGACCGAGAGGACCGCGACCGCAGAUUCUUGACUUUGCCGAUGGGAUUGGCAAAUAUGCCAACAAUACCGCCAACAAUCGGAAAUACGAAGGCUACGAUUCGAGCAGGUAUACGUCUCAGUCCACUAUUACGGACUCUAGCACAGAGAAGACGCCAUUUUCAAGUGUGGUUACAACGAGUGGGAACAUUGGGGAGGGUUCUACGCUAGAACCAAACACGUUAAAGACCUCAUCAGCAAUGAUGAUGGUGAUUCUCUUCUUAGUCGUGUUUAUACUGAUAAACUUUACGAUUUUCCUAUAUAUCUAUUAUAAGAAGCAGAACAUGAAGGGAAAAGAGAAAUCGUUGAAGAGGCGAGGCAGCGAGAAGAAAAACGACUCUGUCAAGAGGUCGAAGACUGAUAAACACGAGAACCAUUACGGCCAGCUAGGCUACAAAAGCGACAGCAAGCCAGAUUUGAACGAUGUGAUAAAAAACGACAAGGCGUACGACAACAACUCCAACUUUGGACGUAGAUCGAAGCUAUCGAGGCAGAAUUCCAGUUCCACCAUUGACACCCACAUCAAGGUUAGAGAAUGGAUUCAGCAGGAGAUCGUGCAUAGAUGUUCGCCGAGGUUCUUACGUAAAACGCGAGAAACAUUGCAGAAGGAGCAUCAGGAGAAACUAAGCAAGCAGCAGCAAGAAGAAAAGCAACGCAUAGAAGAAGAAGCGUUGAAGGAGAGGAAGGACGAGCCUAUAUACGCUGAGAGCCCGACGUUGGUUGUGCGGCCUGGAAAAAAGUCAAAAUUGCCAAAAAUUUCCGUGGCUAUUGACGCCACGCCGGCGACGAGAACAGAGUCCAUUCUGAAUCAAGUGCCGAUCGAGUUAAUGAAGAGUAUCGAAACAGCAAACGAUUACGAGUCAAGCCCACAGCUAAUGGCUCCUGAAGUAGUCGUUAUUGAGCAUCAUCACUCUAAGAGCGAUCCUUUGCCGAUGGAGAACGUUUUAAAAACAAUGAAGCCAAAUUUUUCCACUCCCAGAAUCUACGAAUCGGAUUCAGGAAGCGCGAGCAGCCUGUACGCUAAGAUUAAUCCUAAACUAAAAUCUCGUUUGCCUCGUCCUGGAUUAGGAACAAAUAUAGAAGUGCCAUUAUCUGAACAAUCAAAGUACGAAAAUCCUCACGACGAAGAGAUCUACAUGAAAACCGGAUCAAUUCUAACGACCUUUGGCACAAAUGACGUAAAUGUAACUUGUCGGGAGCCAAUCGCGGAAAGAGAAUGUAUCAGUCCUGAGGAAGCGUUAAAAACAAUAAAACGUCGAAACUAUCCCAAAGUGCUGCCAGAUAUCGAAAAAAGGCGAUCACUUCCGGCGCCGAGUAGCCUUUUUGUACCGAAACAGUACGCGAAUUCGUUGCAAGAUUAUAAGAGUGGUAAUCGCGUGAACCUGUUUUCGAAUCAGCCACCAUUACCACCUCCAAGAAUAUUUGGAACUUCCAAGAGCCUAGAGAAGAGUGGUUUCUUCGCAGAAGAAAACGAAAAUCAAAUUGAGAAUGAGCCGAUCACGACAAACCUACACGUGGGUCCGUUACUAAAAAAGCCGGACUCUGGCAAACAUAACUCGGAUCCUAAUAUAAUCGAUUCCUUGGAAGGAAAUAGAAGUGUCCAAGCUGGCGGAAGUGUGGAUGCUAUUUAUGCUAAUCCCAAGUGUCCGCUUCAUGGGAGUCAAUAUCCCUUUUCGCCGACCUCGCAGAGCGUCGAUAACGUUAUCGGCAAGUCUUCUGGAAUUUUAGACGUAGGUAACCCAAACUGGUACAAAUCGGCAGCGAGCGAAUCGUUAGCCAUAAUGACGUCGACCGCGUCGGAACCGCAAAUCGUGAUCAGCAGAAACGAGACGGUGCCAACGGUGGAACCGAAGAUCGUGAUCACUCCAAGAAUAGUUAAUCCAUGCCAAGUCAUUCAACAGCAGAGUUCAACGGCAUGUUCCGAAGAUAAAAUCGAGCACGAAUCGAAGACGAUUGAUCCAGCGCGAAAUGAAGGAUCAUCAUCGGAAAGCUCGAAUAUUUCCGGCAGUUCAAUGAUUCCGAGAGAAACGGAAAGAAGAGAGCCGCGGAUAAUCAUCGCGGCACGGGAACCGAAGAAUUGUGCCCCGAUGAACAGUCUAAAACAACCGAAGAUCAUCAUAAAGCCCACAGCGACCUUACCGAGAAGCAGGGAUCAGAGGAAUAUACCGAAGGUGUCAGCCAUACCGUCGCCGGAACAGCAGAAUUGUCAGAACAGCGAGCGAGAUAGGGCGUUGGAGCAAAGGGAAAAGCCAUCCCUGAGGGAGAAGCCGAGGGUUACGAGGAUUCCGUCGUUUUCACGCAGGAGGGAGGAGCCUGGUAUUGAAAAGCCGUCGUACGUAGAGAAGACAGAAAUCGCGCCGAGAGUGGAGGCGACGACCAGUAAAAUCACAAACGCGCCAUUGACAUCCGACACCAAGUCAGGCAUACCGACGCCAACAACAACGAUGAUGCCGAAGAGCGAGAAGACCUCCAGCACGGACUCGUCGUCCACCAGCAACGGGAAUUCCAGUAACUCGAAUACCGGUACGAUCAAACGAAAGCCGGCCAACAAGAAAUAAUUGGCGGGAGCCAAUUCGAGAGCCACGUGUUAUACCCCGUCCUAUUUCGCAAACGCGGAGAUGGAAUGCAGAUGGGUCUCUACCAUUCCGGCUAAGUAUCGAUACAGUCCCGAUGGUCCCAAUCUCUUCCACGAAACAUUCGCAAGGGUGUACGUAUUUGUAUUAGCAAUGAAAUUAACAAAACACUAUUUUCUCUCUACAUUUCAAUUUAUUCAAAUUUUUUUCUUUUUUUCUUAUUUAUAUGAUAUUGAAUCCGUAAAAUCGCAAGAUUAUCCUCUUUAGAAUUAGUUAUUUAUUAUUAUUUUAGUAUAAACGUUGCAAUAACGUGUAUUAAACUAUAUUUUAGCGACGCUAGCACAUGAUACAAUUGUAACUUUCUCUAUCAUCGUUAUUAAUCGGAUCAUGCUAUUUUUCUACGACUAAUUAGAAUUAUGCGACAAAUACAUACAUUAUCCAAUUGUAUAUCAUGUAAAUAAUAAUGCUGUGAAUGUUUAAGAUAUCUUAAACAACGUGAAAAUAUUUUUAAGAUUUAAAUCAGUCAAGUAAGUUAUAUUAUGUCCACAUAAAAUGUUAAAAUCACUUUCGAGUGUUGUCGAUCGUUUAAGCGAUUUUAAAUCGAUUAAAUAUGAUCAAACAGAUAUCAGACAAUAUCUUGAGGUAGAUGUUAAUAAUUUUCAAGGCAUUUGCCCUUUUGUACGCCAAUACUUUAUACAACGAAAAUAAACGUUUUUCAUACUUUUUCAACAGAAAAUUCGAAAUGAGAAUAUAUCCCAUCGACGAUUCAUCAUCCCUUCCCCCCUC